Messenger RNA from Syzygium oleosum, 1655 nucleotides. Its product is annotated as F-box protein SKIP8. The transcript has 3 exons. Lineage: Eukaryota; Viridiplantae; Streptophyta; Magnoliopsida; Myrtales; Myrtaceae. The record is from RefSeq and is a predicted model, not a curated record. Gene Ontology annotation, molecular function: protein binding. Bases 318 to 1250 code for a protein of 310 amino acids.
CGAAGAAGAACUCUCUAAUGUCGCCGAUCUCUCUCUCUCCCUCUUCUCUCUCCUCCUCCUCCUCCUCCUCCUCCUUCCUCCGCGACGUCGCCGGCGAACUCCGGCCGUCCGCCGCUUGAAUCGCUCUAGGCUGCUCAGCCGGAACCCUCGCCGGAGCAACGAAACCCUCCUCCUCCUCCUCCUCCUCCUCCGCCGCCUCCUGUCGAAAGAUCUCUCGCGACGCUUGCGCUCGUCGUUCCGAGCCGGUCCAAUCUCUCCGUUCUAGGGUUUUUUUUUUCUCUCCUUUUCAUGUUCUCUGCGGCUUUCAUGUCUUGUGAAUGGAGAUACAGCCCAGCUUCGCCACCGAUUACCUCGCAUCCGGUCCUCGCCUCGUAGCCGCCGCCGUCGCCACCGCCCUCUGCUUGCUCCUCGCCUUCGCCUUCCUCCUCCUCUCCGUCGUCUCCUCGAAAUCGAAGAAGCCCCCCUCCUCCUCCUCCCCCUCCGCCAAGCAGCCGGCGAGCUUGAAGGCCUGCGACUGCCCGUGCACCUGCGGCUCGAGCGUGCUGGAUUCCGAUUCCGAUUCCGCCCCGAUGGCUGUUGGAAAGACGUACGCGAACGGGGGUGGUGUGGUGGAGGCGGCCGCGGCGGCGGAGAGGCAGAGCGGGGCUUCGAUGAUGGAACAGCUCGUGCCGGAGAUUACGACGCACGCGCUGAGUUACCUCGAUUACCCGAGCUUGUGCCGGCUUUCGAUGACUAAUUCCUUAAUGCGGAAGGCGGCUAAUGAUGACAAUGCCUGGAAAGCGCUCUAUCAUAAGGAUUUUACUCUGGAACAAGAUAGCGUCACACCAGUCAAUGGGUGGAAAGCCUACUAUGCGGCUACAAGGGCUAUUGUGAAUAUUAAUUCAGAUUUCUUUAACAUUAUUAGAGAAAGGUCCCUUCAAUCAAUGAGCCGCCUUUGGCUCAAUGCAGAUUAUGUCAAGUGUGUUCAUGCUUCAGGGGAACUCUUUUCUGGGUAUAAUGCUGUGAUACAAAGUUGGCAGCUUGCAUUUAACUGGGAUCAGGGGGUUGACUUCCAGGUCCGCGACGUUCGUGUCCGAGUGCUGACAGACAUGGCUUGGGUCACCAUGAAAACUUUUGUUGAUAUGGAUACUGGGCCUUUUAACGUGACAAAUGUCUUUGAAUUUCAUAAUGGACAGUGGUACAUGGUACACCAUCAUAGCUCGGUGAUGCUCAUUGAUGGAGACGUGGAUCAACAAAACAUUCAUGGGUAAAUGGAUGAGUGGUCAGUUGGCGAGGAUGAAGAUCAUAAUCUCGGUUGCUGGAGCAAUAGUGGUAACUAGUCUGUAGGAAGAAAGGAUUUGAAAAAAGGAAAAACUAUCUAUGAUUUUGUCGAGGGGUACUCCAUAAUUUUUUCGCCCCAACCUUAUUAUGGGUGAGUCUGGUACAUGAAGGCUGUCUUGCUUUACCAUCCAUAUCACAGUGUUUCUUCUUGUUCUGUUCUGUAUAGUCUUGCUCAAAUUAUGAAAGUACAUACAUGAUAGCAAUGAGAUUCGAUUUGAGGGAUGAACAUUACCGGUCAAGUUUGGCGUGAAUCGAAUGAGAGCUAUGUGAUAUGCCAAAUAUGGGUUGAAAAUACGGGGAUCGUGAUAUCAAUGGUGCUUUUAAGUUUUAUUGAA